AUGACGCGCUAUCUCUGCAAAUCAUUGAGCCUGUCCAUUCUGGACUUCCCGUUCCCGGCACUCAUGUCGCAGAUCGACGAUGCCAGGUCGGUCCCGAGACAGCAGUCUCUCUGGGAUUCAGAGCCCGCGGAUCUGUCGCGGGCUCAGGAGGAAUAUUUCCUGGUGUUGCUCUGGCAAUCCUUUCACUGCAUCUGUCCAGUAUUAUCAGAAGGGGACUUUCGUGCAUACUACGAGUCAUUAUGGUCGGACGCAAUCCCUGAACUGGAGGGUCGCCGGAAGCCAUCCGCCUUGGUCGACAGUUUGCUGGCGGUUUGUAUGCAAUAUGGUAGCACGUUCCUGGUAACAGACGACGAGAGCGUGGACAGUGAGCAGGCCACCAACACAUCCUCAUUGGCCCACGGCUUCUACCAGCGAAGCCAACGGCUACUGAUGAACGAGCUGGAAGCUCCGUCGAUCGCCUCGUUGCAGAGUUACAUUUACGGCGUCAUCUACCUGUCCAACGCAUCGCUCCUGAAUUCCGCCCUCGUCGCUUUAGGAGUGGCCAUUCGAACGGCUCAGGCGCUGCGCCUGCACUUGCGCCCGCUGGAUGGCACGCCGCCCGAGGAAAGGGAACUGCAUCUGCGCAUCUGGUGGUCACUGUACCAGUUAGACAGCUCUCUCUCCAUGACCCUAGACCGUCCGCCGCUCCUGGUCUGGAACGACUUCGCCUGCCCCCUUCCAAGCGAUCACGGUGGAGCUGCGGAAGCUGGGCCGCUCUCGGGAACAGCGCUGCCCUCGUCCGCGCACCAGAACAUCAGCUGGCUUAGCUUCCACGUGCAACAAGUUAAGCUCACGGUCGUGGCCCAACGCCUGCAGGCGGCCUUCAAGGCCGAAUGCGCCCGACAUCUGAGUCCGACCGUGCAAGACAUCUACGACGAGCCGGCCAUCAUCGAGUCUCUGGCGGGCUUUGUAGGGCGGGAAAUACGCACCAUCUAUGACUGGCUGCAGGACGUCCCCGGGACCCUCAAAACCGAGCGAAAGGAUGGUCGCGAGCCUUUUUCCACCGAUCGAACACCUCUGAUCCUGGAUUCCACGGCCCCCCUCUGGCUGCAACGUCAGCGACUGCUGCUGGAGAUUAUUUAUCAUCAUUUUCAAAUCGCUACACUCCGUUCAUUCGUGCGCUUCCCACCGAGGGCAUCACCUGCGACGCCGCUCUGCGAUAGCCACAGCAUCAGCUGCCUCAACCACGCCAUGAUGCUGACCAAUCUGCUGCACCAGGUGCUGUCCGAGACGGACAUUCUCCGCGGCUGGCGGCCCGCGGUGCAGUAUCAGUGGGAUGCGAUGGUGUGCAUUCUAGCCUUCGUGCUCGCCAACCCUGUCUGUCCACCCACCCCAGCAGGGCGCCAGUGCCUGCAGACGGCCAUCCAUACCUUGGAUCUAAUGGGUCGACAAUACGCCGUUGCCCGGAACGCCGCCCAGAUCGGCCGGGAGAUCGCGCGCCGCGUCGAGUGGCUCGUUGAACAAUUCCGCAGCAGUCUCUUUCCCGGUCGCCAGCUGCAGCCUACUCCGCCGACUCAGUCUCCGGCGGACUUGGGCUCGAUGGUGCCGCCUUGGACGACGCCUUCCGCCACCCCGGGGUUGACCGAGUCGGUGCUGACCGAGGAGCAUUGGCAGGCCUUGAUGACCAAUGUCCCUAUAGACAUCCCUUUGUCAUUUAACCUCGAAAAUGGACUGCCUGGUCAAAGUAUCAUCACUCCACCCCAUGACGUGAUCUCCCCUACUGCGUCUCUGUCGGAUGACGUUUUAUUGGGGCAGUGGCCCGACUUAAUGAGCGGUUUCGUGGCGGAUUCCUCCACGGCCAACCAUACCCCUGAGACCAUGUUUCGACGUUAA
This is a messenger RNA of Aspergillus melleus, 1872 nucleotides long. RefSeq names its product fungal specific transcription factor domain-containing protein. Gene Ontology annotation, cellular component: nucleus. Gene Ontology annotation, molecular function: DNA-binding transcription factor activity, RNA polymerase II-specific; RNA polymerase II cis-regulatory region sequence-specific DNA binding; zinc ion binding. The transcript has a single exon. Gene Ontology annotation, biological process: positive regulation of transcription from RNA polymerase II promoter by galactose; DNA-templated transcription. Lineage: Eukaryota; Fungi; Ascomycota; Eurotiomycetes; Eurotiales; Aspergillaceae. The record is from RefSeq and is a predicted model, not a curated record. The coding region runs from base 1 to 1872 and encodes 623 amino acids.